AUGGUCAAAUUCAAAACUGCCAUAAAGAAUGUUUGCUCCAGGCUUCCUUACAAACCAGUUACAUCAAGCAAACGCGACCAAGUCAUCCUUAGCUCCUGCUUUCAUGGAACCAUUCAAGAGCGUCUCACAUUCAACCAAUGUGCUUUUGCAUUGGUCAUACCACAACUCAUGAGAAUAUUUGGCUGCAUUGGAAAUUACCACCAUGGUACUUUACGGAAUAGAAGCACAAAUUUGAAAGUUGAUGAAUGGCCUGUAGCUGCUAUAGCAGCAGCGCGUAAGAUUCAUAGUGCUCCUGCAUUUUGCAACAGGAUUGCACAAUGGAGAGGAAAGGAGCAUCACUUAGAGAAGAGCAAAGACAGAACAAGCCUUGAGAAUAGAAGAAGGAUUUCGCAACAUGGCAAGAACUCUUCCAAUCUCAGCUUAAUGAAAAACAGAAACGCAGAGACUUCAGAACAAGAUCAACAGUUUGUUGUUCACUUGCAAUCCCAUAACAAGGCUGUGAUGCCACCAGCUGCUGCUAUUGCUUCUCUAUUUUUGUCAUCAAAUGAUAAAUUUCAUAGAGCACCAACAGCUUCUUGCUUGGUAGAUCUAGCAAGAUUUACAAGAGCAUGGACGCCACCUGCCACUGCUACUUCCAUGUUACAGUUCUCACCAGCCGCCAAAUUUGCCAGCGCUCCAGCUGCUCAUUCCUGA
This is a messenger RNA of Dovyalis caffra, 693 nucleotides long. The record is from the annotation of a GenBank genome assembly. Lineage: Eukaryota; Viridiplantae; Streptophyta; Magnoliopsida; Malpighiales; Salicaceae.